Gongylonema pulchrum is the source of this 293-nucleotide messenger RNA. NCBI's taxonomy places the organism in Eukaryota, Metazoa, Nematoda, Chromadorea, Rhabditida, Gongylonematidae. The record is from the annotation of a GenBank genome assembly.
AUGAUAUCAACCGUGAAGCGUUUCAUCCGUAAAGGUGUUCCGGCAAAGUUACGACCUCAAAUAUGGAUGAUUAAAUGUCCGAACGAGGAUCCAAUGAUUGGUACAGCGCGCACUGUGGAUUCAAACGUUUUGGAAUUAAUAAAACUCGAUUUGCCACGCACUUUUCCUGACAACUCACGAAUCUUGAACGAAGUCGGACGUCGGACGCUGGCACGCAUUUUAUUCAACGUCGCAAAACGUUUCCCUGAUAUUGGUUACUGCCAGGUAAGCAGUCUGUUACAACAUAAAUAAAU